GCGCAUUCGCUGAAAAAAAAAAUGUAUCGAAGUGAAAAUCGUAAUAGAAACCCACAAGUUAUACUGUUUAUGAAUUAGUUCAAGGUAGUGUAGAAUAAUAUAUAGAGGGAGACACUAUAUUGUUCUUUUCAUAUUUUACUUAUUUUCAUUGCGAGUGUUGCAUUUUAGUUAAUUCAGCAUUAAUAAUUCGCAUUUCAUAGCAUUUAAUCUAUUUAAUAUAUAAUUAAUUAAUUAAAAAAAACUAAAUAAAAGAUGAAUGUUAGUACAAGUACCUUAGGGGUAAGAAGAAGAAAAGCUAAUAAUCAAAAUAUAGAUGAUGAAGAAAAUGCAGCUUUAUUAAAACUUGGACCUGAAUUUCAAUUAACUCAAAUAACUAAUGCCGGAGAAGAAGAACAAUUAAUUGCAUUAAAUUUAUCAGAAUCAAGAUUACUUAUAAGAGCAGCUUUAAAGGAAAGAAAAAGAAGUAAAGGUGAUAGAAAAUAUGAUAAUGAUGAUGAUGAUGAAAAUGAAAAGGAAGAUGAAAUAUCGAAUAUGGAAUUAGCCGGACCUAAUUCUAGUGAAAUUAUGAGGAAAACAUUAAAUUAUUUAACUAAUUUUGCUCGAUUUAAAAAUCAAUCUUCGGCUGAUACUGUUGAAAAAUUAUUAACUGAUUUUAGUCUUCAAGCAUCUGAACCUUUGCAUCCAUUUGAAAUUGCUCAAUUAGGUACUUUAGAAUGUGAAGAUGCAGAAGAAGCAAAAUCUUUAAUUCCUCUGCUUGUUAAUAAAGUAUCUGAUGUACAAUUACAAUCAUUACUCACAGAAUUAAGAAAGUAUCAAACCUUAUCAUGAACAACAAAGUAAAGUUUGUCGUAAAAAAAAAAUGUAAUAUAGUAUUAGAAUCCAAUUUCUUUAUAUAAAUCCUAAUAUAUUUUGUACUAUAGUGUUACUAAUAUUGU
Molecule: messenger RNA, 935 nt
Organism: Scheffersomyces amazonensis
Lineage: Eukaryota; Fungi; Ascomycota; Pichiomycetes; Serinales; Debaryomycetaceae
Gene: RPB4
Product: DNA-directed RNA polymerase II subunit
Exons: 1
Coding region: 253-828 (191 amino acids)
Biological process (GO): transcription initiation at RNA polymerase II promoter
Cellular component (GO): RNA polymerase II, core complex
Molecular function (GO): nucleotide binding; translation initiation factor binding
Source: RefSeq, a predicted model, not a curated record